This is a messenger RNA of Lutzomyia longipalpis, 1144 nucleotides long. It is a transcript of the gene betaggt-II, whose product is annotated as geranylgeranyl transferase type-2 subunit beta. The record is from RefSeq and is a predicted model, not a curated record. Lineage: Eukaryota; Metazoa; Arthropoda; Insecta; Diptera; Psychodidae. Gene Ontology annotation, biological process: protein geranylgeranylation. Gene Ontology annotation, cellular component: Rab-protein geranylgeranyltransferase complex. Gene Ontology annotation, molecular function: Rab geranylgeranyltransferase activity. The transcript is spliced from 3 exons. Bases 61 to 1056 code for a protein of 331 amino acids.
AAACUUCCAGUUAGUUUGACAAAAUUAGCAAAACAACACGAAAGAAAGAAUUUCAUAAAAAUGACGUUUGUCAUGAACGACGUGAAGAUCUCCCCGGACACGAAGGACUUGCUGUUUGAUAAGCAUGUUGAGUACAUUUCCAACUACGGGAAGGAUAAGAAUGAAUACGAAUACCAUAUGACGGAAUUCCUGAGGAUGUCAGGGAUUUACUGGGGUGUCACAGCAUUGGAUCUCAUGGGAGAGCUUGAUAAGAUUGACCGGGAUACGGUGGUGGAGUUUGUGAAGAAAUGUCAGUGUCCUAUUUCCGGAGGUAUUGCUGCAUGCGAUGGGCACGAUCCCCACAUCCUUUACACCCUCAGUGCUGUUCAGAUCCUCUGUAUAUACGACUGCCUUCAUGAGAUUGACACGGAGGCUGUGGUGAGGUACGUUGUCAGUCUCCAGCAACCAGAUGGGAGUUUUUUCGGUGAUAAAUGGGGAGAAGUUGACACGAGAUUCUCCUUCUGUGCCGUGGCAACCCUUGCGCUCCUGAACAAACUGGACACCAUAGAUCUCCCAAAGGCCGUGGACUUUGUCAUGUCCUGCUGCAAUCCCGACGGAGGUUUCGGUUCCAAACCCAAUGCAGAGAGUCAUGCUGGAUUGGUGUACUGCUGCGUGGGCUUCCUCUCCAUCACCAAUCAACUGCACAGGCUGGAGUGUGAUAAACUCGCGUGGUGGCUCUGCGAACGGCAACUCCCGAGUGGUGGCCUCAAUGGUCGUCCGGAGAAGUUGCCCGAUGUCUGCUACUCGUGGUGGGUACUCUCAUCCCUCUCCAUCAUGGGUCGCCUGCACUGGAUUAGUGCUGAAAAGCUCCAGCAGUUCAUUCUGUCGUGUCAGGACAACGAAACAGGCGGUUUCAGCGAUCGAACUGGCAAUCUUCCGGACAUCUUUCACACACUCUUCGGUUUGGGUGCUCUAUCGCUCCUUGGCAGUGAUCAGCUGAAGAAAGUUAAUCCCACUUUCUGCAUGCCCGAAUACGUGUUGCAGAAAUUCAAUCUAAAGCCCCAAAUCCUCGUCUAACGUUGCAGAAAAUUCGCACAUUCCGAUAAAUUGCAGGAUUUCAGUGUUUUAAUUUUAAUUUAUCAAAUAAAUUGCAAAUGGCUUUAAA